Paramecium octaurelia is the source of this 231-nucleotide messenger RNA. The record is from the annotation of a GenBank genome assembly. Lineage: Eukaryota; Ciliophora; Oligohymenophorea; Peniculida; Parameciidae.
AUGGAAAAAAUUAAAGAAUAUUUACCGGAUGUUUCUAGCAUACCUGGAAUCAUGUUCUACUCUUUUAUAUCUUAUUGGAUGAUAUAUGCAUUGAGCAUGGUUGUCGAUAGAUUGAUGUUCUCGGGCAAAGGUGAGGAGAAUAGCAAAAUGAAGAAAAUCAUUAAAGCAAGAGAUGUUAAGAAACAACAAGCAGAUAAACUAUUGAAGAAAAUCGAUAAAGUCACAAAAUGA